Messenger RNA from Ctenopharyngodon idella (grass carp), 3473 nucleotides. RefSeq names its product golgi phosphoprotein 3-like (gene golph3l). Gene Ontology annotation, cellular component: trans-Golgi network; cytosol; Golgi cisterna. The transcript is spliced from 5 exons. Gene Ontology annotation, biological process: Golgi to plasma membrane protein transport; retrograde vesicle-mediated transport, Golgi to endoplasmic reticulum; Golgi organization. Bases 888 to 1730 code for a protein of 280 amino acids. The record is from RefSeq and is a predicted model, not a curated record. Gene Ontology annotation, molecular function: phosphatidylinositol-4-phosphate binding. Lineage: Eukaryota; Metazoa; Chordata; Actinopteri; Cypriniformes; Xenocyprididae.
UUUACAACCGUUACAUGUAAAAGAUUGGAAACUCCUGUCACAGAUGUAAUAAUGCGUUUCGCCUGCUGACCGCCGCGUGAUGGCGCUGUUGGAGCAUUUGUUUAGUCAAAACACAAAUGAUGCUUGUACAAACAACGUACAUUUAUCAAAAUCACAAAAUGUAUGACAUGUUUUGGAAUUUAAAUAAUAAUACAUUGUUCGGUGUUUACAGCUUUUUCGUAUUUACGCAAUGUAAUUGUACAAUAAUUUUAGGAAAUAAAUCUAAUUUCACUUUUCUCAAUUUUUUAAUGAAACUUUAUAUUCGUUUUAUUGUCAUUGUGCAGAGUACAGGUACAGACACAAUGAAAUGCAAAGUAUUCAUCUAACCAGAAGAGCAAACCGCAAUAUGUUUAUAAGUAUAUAUUAAAUGUAUAUAUAUAAGUAUAUAUACAUUUAAUAAAGAAUCGCGCAUUAUUAUGAAAAGCCUGACAUCUUGGACUACGGCUUCACAUAAAGGUAAUAAACUUAUUAGAUGAGAACUUUGGCAAGUGUCUGAAAUAAAAGCCUCCGGUUUGUUGAUGUGGAUCCUGGAUCCGGCUGGCAGAACAGGUGCGCGCUUCAGUGUGCGUCGAGAGUUCUGAUUGGAGGAGAGGCGCUGGAGCUCAUCCUGAUUGGCUGGGGCUUUCAGAGGGGCGUGUCCGCAGGUGAAGUGCCGCACUCGUCUAGUCCACUGGCGAGCGCACAGGGAAGUGAACACAGUCUCCCGACAAAAAUCUCAUAUUGGACUGAAAUUGUGGUUUUGAUGACAUAAAGCGGCAGAUGUGAGUGGAAAAUCAAGAGUAUAGAUUACAGUGUGGUAAAGAUGGUGUGGAUGUUGGUGGAGGUUCUGGUUCUGUUAGAAGGAAGGAAUGACCACGUUGACCAAGCGGAUCCGGCGCCCGGAGGCUCCGGUGGAGGAGCAGAAGGAGGAGAAGAGAGACGCCUCGGAUGAAGAGCAGGACACAGACUCCAAAUCACUGAGACUCACACUGAUGGAGGAGAUCCUGCUGCUGGGACUCAAAGAUAAAGAGGGCUACACGUCCUUCUGGAACGACAGCAUCUCGUCAGGUCUGCGCGGCUGUAUUCUGGUGGAGCUGACGCUGAGAGGACGCAUUCACCUGGAGCCGCAGAGCUCCCGCCGCAGGAAACUGCUGGACCGCAAGGUCUUGUUCAAGUCGGCCGCUCCCACCGGUGACGUCCUGCUGGAUGAAGCGCUGAAGCACAUCAAGAGCACUGAACCGCCGGAGGACGUGGCCAGCUGGAUCGAGCUGCUCACAGGCGAGACCUGGAACCCUCUGAAGCUGCACUUCCAGAUCCGUAACGUCCGUGAGCGUCUGGCCAAGAAUCUGGUGGAGAAGGGCGUCCUGACCACGGAGAAGCAGAACUUCCUGCUGUUCGACAUGACCACGCACCCGGUGACGGACAGCAGCGAGAAGGAGCGUCUGGUGCAGCGUCUGCAGGACAGUCUGCUGGAGCGCUGGACCAACGACUCGCGCCGCAUGAGCCGCCGGGUGCUGGCGCUGAUCCUGCUGGCCCACAUCUCAGACGUGCUGGAGAACGCGCUCUCAACGCUGCCCGACGAUCGCUACGACCUGGCCUGCUCGCGCUCGCGAAGCCUGCUGGACGCCGACCCGGACCUGGAGAGCGCCAAGGUCACGAGCCCCGCGGACGAGAUGAUCUGGGCCGUGCUGGCCGCGUUUAAAAAGUCCUGAGAGAACUAGAUCACCGACCCGUCCUGGACUGAAACAAAACUCAAGUGACUCACUUCGAGCACUACUUCAGAUUUUUUAAAGUCGAUAUUUAUGUGAUGAAAGUCGACUUUGUUCCCUCGUUUUACUAACUUGUGGCCAUGUUGUAAUAAUGCAUUCCCUUAAUUUAGUUAGAUCAAAAAGAGGGAACAAAGUAGUUUACCGUUUAAAACAAGGGAACAAAUUAAUAAGUUGUGGAAAUGAUAUACAUAUUUUUGUCAAGUGCGAGGCUCAUAAACAUUAGCUGAAAUAAAAUAAAAAACAUAAACUUAUUUAAUUUCAGCGAGUUUCCAACAUCUCUCAUUUUUGUUUGGUUUAACUUGAAGUACUGAAAUAACUAAAACUAAAACUGAAAUAAAAAAUUUAUGAAAUCCAGACAUAUUUUUUUUUAAAGCACAACAAAAUUACUAAAACUUUAACAAAAUUUACUAUGAAAACAGAAAAUAUAUAAAUCAAAACUAAUUAAAAAUAUUAAUAAAAAACUUUAAUGGUAUAUCAAUUACACUGAUAACACUUGUUUACAUUAAUUAACUACAUUAGUUGACAUGAACUAACAACGAACAAUACUUUUAAUUCAUCUUAAUUUUACAUUUUUAAGAUCAAAGGCAGGCUUUCUCAGUAGGCAGCAUAAGCGUCCCGUUCCCUUGAAGUGCUGUCUAUGUAGGGAGCUGACUAGAGUUUGAACGGAGCCGCUGGUGACAGUGGAUGUUUUUUGUGUUGUGCAACAAAUGUUCUGUCGCUGACGGCUGGCAUGUCAUGUGACAUCACUUCUUCAUCAUGUGACAUCUCUUCUUCAUCAUGUGACACUCUCACUGUCACCAUGACAACGGCCUGUUGUGUUGCUCAAGGCUGCAUGUGACGCUGCUCUCUUCCUCUCUGUGUCAGAUGAUCCAGUAACUUAUUCAGUAAAUUAUACCCAGUUAUUCCAGACAGAUUAUAAAGUAACUGUCUUAAUAUUUAUUCAGUAGUUUUUCUUUGAGUUUAAGUGUAAGGUGUUGAUAUAUUGUGAAGGAUGGUUUGAUACGGGUUCAACAGAGUUACAGCAGUCGCUCUGAACUAAAGACUAUCUCUGCUUUACUUAUGUACUGUACGUCUGACAGCGACACUAGAUCUCCUGUAAACACCUGCUUCUGCUCUAGUGAUGUCAUUUCCUGGCUGCCAGGAUUUUUAUGAAUUUUCUUGUCAUUUGGUGAAAAUCAUGUGGUUACAGGGUUGAGCACAAAUGUGGGAAACAGUUAAAUAAAUUUGUUAAUAGUUGAAUAUGGUUAAUACAAUUAUUGCUGUUAUUUUAUUUGUAUUAUUUUGAAUCAUUUAGAAUAUGGCGCUGCAUGAUUUUAGAUAUUUUUGGGAUGGGCCAAAAUCACCAUUUUACAGACAUUUGAUGUUAAUUGAGGUUGAUUUUACAUGUUUAGUUGUACAGAUACAGUGACGGCUCAGAUUUUCAUCAUUCAUAUACAGUUAUGAGUCUCUGAAAUGCUGUAAAUCCACUGCUAUUCAUUAUCAAUAACAUACGAAGAGAAGAAGCUGUUGAACAGCUGAAAAACUUGAUUAUUUUGCGGAAGGACUUUAUGUUGAGAUUAAUAUGCAGCGCAGGAUGUUUUUCUCUUUUGAUGUGUGAAUGUUUGAUAUUCAACUAUAAUAAUAAAUUAUAGCUGUUUCUCUGUCAGUCCACUGAUUGUUGAAUUGAAUAAAAUGUUUAUCAUUUUU